CUUCCUCUCGCGCCAGCAGCCCUCCUUGCAGCUAUUCCACCCACUCACAAUUGAUUGUUCCCCUUCCCGCCCGGCCGGCAUCUGGCGCGCCGUGAGAGCCCUGAGAUCAAAAUAUACAGAGUGUUGUCCACUAUGUAUUUGCCACACAAUACAUACCUUAGGUAACCCGCUGCCGGGCAUGCCUGCUCCAGAGAGGAGGUAGGUAGGUACCGAGGGACGGACAUCGGGCCCGCUAACAGUGCCCCGGUUGCAUGCGGUACGGGACGGAACUUAAUGAUCCUGCAAUCUCGGCCGCGGCAAGACAUCUUUUCUUUUUCCUUCAUGUUUUUCUUUCCAUCCCUUUUUUACAUGUAUCAUGCACAACAAUCGCCCAGCACCACCAACAUUACCUGUGCCGACGGAAUUACGGACGGGAUCGCUGCGGAACUGCGGCGCGACUGGAUGAUUCUCUGCAGAUCCGAGACGGCAGGCACGUCGGCUCGCCCGAAUGCCACGCCGUAUCCGUUCCACGCGUGUUCGAUGGGCUUCCUCCGCGGUUUCAGGACCUUCCCCAAUACCGGCGGGCGAAAGAAAGACACGCCUGCCGCUUACGGCGUAUCCACUGCUCGUUGUCACCUUCCUCUGGAUGAGUUCCGUUGCUACGGUGUAAUCACCGGGGAUCUGGCAGGAAUUCGGUCAGAUUUAUCGGCAGUACAUACAUAACUAUGUAUGUGAUGGCGGGAGCCCCCUGGAACAUUUCCCUCGUCCUGCCGAGCGGCAUCUUCCCUGAUUUCGGGCC
This is a messenger RNA of Canariomyces notabilis, 778 nucleotides long. RefSeq lists its product as uncharacterized. NCBI's taxonomy places the organism in Eukaryota, Fungi, Ascomycota, Sordariomycetes, Sordariales, Chaetomiaceae. The transcript has a single exon. The record is from RefSeq and is a predicted model, not a curated record. The coding region runs from base 274 to 702 and encodes 142 amino acids.